This is a messenger RNA of Solanum verrucosum, 1068 nucleotides long. Its product is annotated as trans-resveratrol di-O-methyltransferase-like. Gene Ontology annotation, molecular function: protein dimerization activity; S-adenosylmethionine-dependent methyltransferase activity; O-methyltransferase activity. Bases 1 to 1068 code for a protein of 355 amino acids. Gene Ontology annotation, biological process: methylation. NCBI's taxonomy places the organism in Eukaryota, Viridiplantae, Streptophyta, Magnoliopsida, Solanales, Solanaceae. The record is from RefSeq and is a predicted model, not a curated record. The transcript is spliced from 2 exons.
AUGGCAUUGCCUAAUGAUAAUAUUGAGGAGAAAACUACACAAGUAUUGUCUAGUCAUGCACACAUAUUGAACCUUUCAUUAAGCUUCAUCAACACCAUGUCACUCAAAUGUGCAAUUCAACUUGGAAUACCAGAUAUCAUUCAUAGUUAUGGCCGAGCCAUGACCCUAUCCGAUUUAGUAAACACUCUCUCUAUCAACAAAUCAAGAGGUCAGAAUUGUGUUUAUCGUCUCAUGCGUAUUCUAAUUCAUGCUGGCUUAUUUAUUGAAGAAGAAGAGGGUUAUUUACUUACUCCGAAUUCACGUCUCCUCCUUAAAGAUGAGCCUUUGAGCUUAGUCCCCCUUGUAUAUUCUGGACUAGAUCCAAAUUCAAUGGAUCCGUUUCUCUAUCUUAGCCAAUGGUUCCAAAAUAAUGACUCUUGUACUCCAUUUGCGAGUAUUUAUGGCAAGUCUCUCUAUGAAUACGCUGAGAAGGAACCGAUACUUAACCAUCUAUUAAACGAAGGCAUGUCUAGUGAUGCCCGUUUGGUCAUGAGUGUGUUGAUUCAAAAUGGUAAGGGACUACUUUUUGAAGGGUUGAAAUCGUUGGUGGACGUUGGAGGGGGAACUGGAACCGUAGCUAAAGCUAUUGCGGAUGCAUUUCCACAAAUAAAUUGCACUGUCUUUGAACUCCCUCAUGUAAUUGAAGGGCUUGAAGGAAGCAAGAACCUGAACUUUGUGGGAGGAGAUAUGUUUAACUCCAUUCCUUGUGCCGAUGCAGUUUUGCUUAAGUGGAUAUUACAUAAUUGGGAGGACGAAGAUUGUAUAAAAAUAUUGAAGAAAUGUAAAGAAGCAAUUCCAAGUAAGGAGAAUGGAGGAAGAGUAAUCAUCAUUGAAAUAGUGAUGGAUCAGAACAAAGACGACAAGUCAUAUGAAACUCAACUUUUCUAUGACAUGCUUAUGAUGGUUCUUCUUGGUGGAAAAGAAAGAAGUGAACAAGAAUGGGCUAAACUUUUCAUUGAUGCUGGUUUUAGUGACUACAACAUCAUUCCUAUACUGGGAUUAAGAAGUGUUAUUGAGGUUUUCCCUUAA